Knipowitschia caucasica is the source of this 1476-nucleotide messenger RNA. The record is from the annotation of a GenBank genome assembly. Lineage: Eukaryota; Metazoa; Chordata; Actinopteri; Gobiiformes; Gobiidae.
AUGAGUAUCAGGGCUUUGUGGAUCAUUUCGCUGGACAAAGCAGAGAAUGUGUCUCUCCGCUUCUCAAAGAGGUUUUCCACUGUGGAGCACCGGGCGAAGCUGCUGGGCGGUAAGGCGUAUGCCCCAGUCCCGGAUGAGGAUGUGGUUCUGCAGCUCCUGAUGACCGAGCUGGGACUGUCCGACCCAGAGAAGUCCUACGUGCCUCUACGGGACAACUGCUCCCACUGCCCACGCUCCCCGGCCCUGGAGCUGCAUCUGAGCCCACGUGAACGGGACACUCUCUGGCCUGUUCUCACUGUUUCUCAAGGACCUCUCAUUCUGUCAUGUUUGCCUUUAGUCGAUGCCCCCACAAAACCACGCCCACCUCUGUCUAGCCUCCUGUCUGUCUCCAAAGGCCUCACGCUGCUCUCGGGCCUCCAGGCUUUUCUCCUCAGCUCCGGGGGGAAGACUGAUCCUGAAGGGCUGGCCUCACGACUGGCUCUCCUGCCCUCAGUGCUGCUGCAGAUCUGCCCCCUGGGGACUCCCCUGGAUGUUCCCAUUCUGGGGUCUCCUGCCACGUCCGCCGCUGUCACACCCGCCGGGAACCAGAAGCAGCCUGCCUGGAAGACAGGCCUGCACCGGGGCAGAGCUGCGGUGACUGUGGCUCUGACUGAGGUGGUGCGGUCCAUGCAGUAUGGAAACCCCUACAAACAAGACCUGUGGGACGUCUAUGGCACAGUCACAUGCAAAUGUGAAGUGGAGGGUGUUCUCCCUAACGUGACGGUGACCCUGACGCUGCCCCCUAAUGGCUCUCCGCUGCAGGACAUUCUGGUUCAUCCCUGUGUUACCUCUGUAGACUCCAGCAUCCUCACAGCCACCAGCGUGGACGGCAGUGACAGCUCUGCCUUCUGGGGGCCCUACAAGUUCCCCUUCUCUCCUCCGCUGGAGCCAUUCAGACUGUGCAGCUACACGUCCCAGGUCCCAGUGCCUCCUAUCCUGGGUUCAUAUCAGCUGAAGAAUGAAGACGACUGUUUACACAUAUCUGCAACUCUGAAGCUUCAUGAGAGCGUAAAGAACAGCUUUGAAUACUGUGAAGCGCACCUGCCAUUUUUCAACAGGGACCAGAUGAGUGCGGUGGACGUUAGAGUGAGCUAUGGACAGUUGGACGUGAAUCGGGAGAAGAACCUCCUGGUGUGGAUCAUAGGGCAGAAGUUUUCAAAGUCCAGGGAGAUUUCGCUGGAAGGAAAGAUCAGCUUUGGGGGGCCGGUGCCUGGGCCCAGAGACCCCAUGUGUAGUGGCCUUACAUCUUAUAUUAAGCUUUACUUCAAAGUUCCAGAUCUCACGCUGUCGGGCUGCAGUGUGGACCAGCACUCAGUCCAGGUUUACUCCACGGCCAAGGCCAAAAUAUUCACCUCUCGAGAACUUCAAUCAAAAGAGUACUUCAUUUGGAACUCCACCGGCUCGGCCCCCGUCUCCUCUGGACAGAUGAUUCUAUAA